UGUGUAUUCGGCGCAUGACCAUUACGUCAGGUCUAAUCCAACUUCUUUCGGAUCCAGGUUGCAUGCGACUGUGUCGUGCGGUUUCAAAUUGUCGGUGAUAUUAUUUUGAAAAGCACACCAAACGUAAAUUCAGCAAUGGCAGAUUCCAUCGGAGAUAUGCAACGAAACUCCGAGCAUGCUUAUGCCGACGACUUUGAAAGGGUGGAUAAAGUCCCAGAGCAAGACGAGGCGAUAACCACUACUUCGUUCACCGGUGAGGAAGCGGAGGAGGAUCGUUAUGAAUCUGGUACUACAUCAGAGGCGAAUGCCACUAGUCCUCUCCUAAAUUUUGAUGAUGACCUGACACCUCAAGAACCCCAUACUAGAGAACCUUUAAUAAGUUUUGGUUCUCAGCCCGGCCUUGCCGAGCCAACAGCACCCCCUGCACCAACAAGUGAAUUUACAAGUGGGAUGGGGGAGACUAAUCGUGGCUUUGAUUACGAACUCGAACCAGAUACUUCACCAUUCAUACAACCUGAAACAAAAGUAGCCUCAGAACCUGUAUCAGUCUCCAAACCACCGGCAGACACAUGGUUGAAGAAUGUUGACCCAAGAGGACAAGGCAAAUUACGACAAAGUGAUGGACUUGAGAUGAAGCAGCUGUUGAACCUUGUGUACUGGCGUGAUGUGAAGACCACUGGAGUUGUGUUUGGCUCCAUGAUGUUCGUCCUUCUGUCACUCUCCUGUUUCUCUGUGCUGAGUGUUCUGGCCUACCUGUCUCUAGCUGUCAUCACCGUCACACUCAGCUUCCGCAUCUACAAGAAUGUCCUCCAGGCUGUUCAGAAAUCUGGAGACCCACACCCAUUCAGAGUGUACCUGGACCUGGAUAUUGAUGUGCCUGAGGACAAGGCCCAGAUGGCCCUCAAGAAUAUCACAAAACACGUCAACAACACCUCUCGGGAGCUGCGCCGACUUUUCCUCAUUGAGGACCUUAUUGAUUCCAUCAAGUUUGCCCUGUUGCUGUGGGUGCUUACCUACACUGGAGCCUGGUUCAAUGGAAUGACACUGAUCAUCCUCGCUGUUGUGUCUGUCUUUACGCUACCUAAAUUUUAUGAGACUUACAAGGUCCAGAUUGAUAACUACUUCAACAUGGUGUGCUGCCAAGUGGAUGGUGUAAUGAAACAAGUGCAGACCAAAGUACCGUUCUUGAAGAGGAAAGAGAAGGCACAGUAGGAAGUACAGACCAGCACAUGCUUUAGUUACAUAUACAAUUUUUCCAUUAUAGAAAAUUAUAUUUCAAGAUUAAGACUGUGCUCCACAAUAUACACAGACACAGGUGUGGUCACCCUGACAAUUGGACAAGAGUAUAAGAUAUGUCACUGCUGUGUGAUAACCAGGAGCAACGGAAACAGAACAUCAUUUUCCUUGGGAAAAAGUUGAUGUAAAUGUCUUAAUUUGGAUUCACUGUUUAGAACGAUACAAACACAUCUAGUGUGGAACUUCAGAUAUUUACAGCCUAGUUUACCUUGCUCUUGUGGUGGGUUUGACGUGAAACAGGAAUACACUACUUAAAUUGUACAUUUAAUAAGACCUUGGAGCAUUCUUCCAAUAAUAUCCGUAGCUUUUUUGUAUGUAUAUAGAUAUUAGAACAAUCAUAGACGCUAUUUGAAAAAACAUGAAAUCAACGCUGUCAUCUGUAGAUAUUCCACAUUAUAUGUGUUUGUGAUACAGUGAAAACUCGACACACAGGUGACAAGCUGGUGUUUGUCAAUGUGUGUGUAACGUACAGGGUUAAUUUGUCAGUAAACACUUCACACUUUGUAUUUUUUGAGUGUGUGGACGUGUCUAGUCCAUACAAAGCAUGAUUCUUGGUAUGCAAAUUUGAAGUGAAAUGAAAUACAAAAUGCUGACCAGAGAAAUUUGGAAUACAAAACAUUGUUCUUCAGAAAUAUGAAAUGCGAAAAUAAAACCGGGAGGAAGUUAAACCUUGGAUGUACAAAGUUUUUCGUUAACAAUUUCCUCACUGGUAAGUGUGUGUGUUAAUCAGAAUUAUGGGUUUUCCCCCCCAUCUUUUUCCUUUAUAUUUUGCUUUUGAAUGUCAUCCUAAUCGUGAACAACAUAGAAAGAACCAUCACCACCACCACCACAACAACACAUCCCCAUCUCAUCGUCAUGUGUGGUUGGGUAGGACUUCAGUGUCACUAGCUGGUAUCAGUAUUCUUUUGUCUCGCAACUGUCCAGACACGUGUAAGUGUUUUGCAAUGUUUUUUAUCUCCGAUAUACCCAGAAAACAUGUAAUUCUGUUGAAAGGGCUGUCUCCUCAUACUUAAGCAGAUGUUGUUCAGGGUAAAGUGUUUUAGACAACUUUGUACAGUACAUAUAUUUAUUCUCAAAGAGAUAACAUAUAGACAGAAUAAUUUUUGGCCAUUGUGUCAUUUAGUAAUCAAAUACCCAAGGUACUAUAGAAAUAAUACUUAAAUGACAAUAAUAAUAAGAAAUUAUCUAGGAACAGAAUGGGAUUUCAGAGUUAAUAUAUUGUAAUCUGCCACCAGAGGGAGGUAAUCAAGGUGAAUCUGUAAAUUUAGUUAAUGACCACUGAGAGCAAUUCUCAUGUCAUUAACAACACUACCAAACAGAUGUUAGUGCAAAAAAUUACAUUAUAUUUACUGUCGAUGCUUUCAGCCCAAGUCACCCUAAAACUGCAAGUAGUGUCCCAAAGGGAGGGAAUCCAGUAGUGUCCCGUUAAGCUAGCAUACAUCAUUUACAUUAAAGAAUACAGUAAACAUGGAAAAUGUAACUGGGUCCAUAUUAUGUAUCCCAUAUCCUGAGUGUUGUUUUGUGUACUUGUCUGGCCAUUUAUUUAAACAUCAUUACACAAACUUUUAUAUGUAUAUACAUCUAUUAUGAGAAAUUUUCCAUUGUGUACAAAUUAAGAAUAUUGUGUUCAUAUAGUAACUUUUAAAUUAUUAAACAUUAAUUAUUAUAAUAGUUAUGGACCUUUACUUGCUGACAGAGUAGAAGCCAGCCUAUUGUCUCGGCCAACUUGAUGUUGGUCUAGUAAGGUUUUACUGUAAUUAUUUGUUAAUGCAAUGAUCUCUCUCUCUCUUUCUGUCUCUUUCUUUCUUUUUUCCUCUCUAUUUGGAAAUUCAUUAAUAUUUCAUGGUGGAAAUUUUCUCAUUAAAACCGUGAUGAAAAACAAGAAAAAAAUCAUUGGUAGGUUUUGACCAUGGUUAUGCUUUUCUGUUAACCUCCACAAGUUUACUAACAAUCAUGAACACUUGUGAGUAAAGUGUAAUUUGUGAUCGCCUGAUCAUUCAUUUCGCCUGUGUUUGUCCACAUAUUGGUGUUUGCUGUAGUGCGUUCUGUAGGUGAUGUGAGGAUUGUACAAUUUUGUUGUCAGAAUAUUGCAGUAUUGUAAUGAUAUAACUAUGUGUAACAUGACAUUUGGAUAUCUCUUAAAUGAAUAUAUUUUUUUUAGCUCACCUGUCUCUAGGAGCCCUCUGAGCUAAUGCUGUGGCGCAUCAUCCCUACUUUAUCUGAAUAAUGCACUCAUGGUCCUGAACAGGUGCUUAUACAUUUUGGGGUUAUUCUAAAUUCUGAUUUGGUGAGAAAAUAUUAAUUUUCAAUUCCUAGGUAUUCAUUUUAUUCCAACAUUCAGAUGUUUCUGUCGGUGCCUUUAACCAAGUGUUGCUUUUGAAUUCCUUUCAUUAAUAAGAAAUCUGAGAUGGCCAUUACAGCUUUAAUUAAGCAGAAACAUUUCAACUUUUAACAUUUUUGGCUCGGAUAACGAAAGAAAUUGGUGAGCUAUACAGGGCCCAUGGACCUCCUUCCCUUGUAACCAUGAACAAUGAAAUACUAGAAACUCAAAAUUGGUGACAUUUACAUUUACGUUUGUUUCAAGACAAGAAUAACACAAGUGGCCUUUUCGUAGGAUAUUUGUUAUCUGUUUUGUCUUAACAUUAGAAUAAAACUUUCCCUUUUCGCUUCUAUGGAAAUGUGCAAAGAAAUUUGUAUGCACUAAAGAAACUGUCUUUCUUUAAAAAAAUGCAAAAGUUGUUCUGAGCUAUUUAAGCCAAUUAAUGAUAUAUGACUAUGAUAUAAAGGCAGAUCUCCUUUUUUGCAAGAAUUUAUUUACGCACGUAGAAUUAAUCAGUCAAAGUUGGAAAUGAUCUGACAUUUGUAUUUCCCCUUCUUCCAUUGCCACUACUUAAAAAGUCAUGUUGAGACUUGGAAAAGCUUUCAUCUUGAAAAAUUCAUCGUACGCAUAUGAACAAAAACAAAAAAUAUUUUGAGAUGUUUCUAAUAACUUGGUUUGGUUGAUAUGGUCUGAAGUAUUUUUGUUGAUGAAGAUAUUUUGAUGAUAUUUUAACAAAUCGACCCAUGCCAGACCGUGAAUAUUUCUGGUUCUAUUCCAAAUGCACCAAGUGUAUCCCACAUUGUUUUCUUAAUAGUGGUUUUGUGUGUCACACAUUUUUGACUGAAAGUGUGCCGUUUGCUACCAAUUCUGUAUGUGUUGCUUCCAUUGACUACUAUUAACCAGUCCUACUGUACGAUGUUACCUGUAUUCUAGUGUUUAUGCAAUAUUGUGAUACUUUGUUAACUCCUGUAAUGCCAGGCUUACAACUGUAAGCUUUAAUUUGUACAAGAUAAUGAUAGCUUGUGACUGGAGUCAAUACAGUUCAUCUUUAAUUAAAAGUGAAUGUUA
Molecule: messenger RNA, 4684 nt
Organism: Mizuhopecten yessoensis (Yesso scallop)
Lineage: Eukaryota; Metazoa; Mollusca; Bivalvia; Pectinida; Pectinidae
Product: reticulon-1-A-like
Exons: 9
Coding region: 136-1212 (358 amino acids)
Source: RefSeq, a predicted model, not a curated record